AUGUCAAUACAAUUCAUUCUAGUACUCAAUCGUCAAGGUAAAUCCCGAUUAGUGAAAUGGUUUGACAACUCAUACACACCAUCUCAAAAACAACAGAAUAUAACCGAUAUCCACCGAUUAAUAUCCUCAAGAGAUUCCAAACACCAAUCCAAUUUCGUCUUGUUUCAGAAUCACAAGCUAUGUUAUCGAAGAUAUGCUGGUUUGUUCUUCAUCAUAUCGAUAGAUUUACUAGAUAACGAGCUAUCAUAUUUGGAGAGCUUGCAUUUUUUUGUUGAGAUUUUGGAUGUUUACUUUAAUAAUGUUUGUGAAGUUGAUUUGGUGUUCAAUUUUUACAAGUUGUAUUUCAUAUUGGAUGAAGUUUAUCUUGGUGGUGAGAUUCAGGAUAUCCUGAAGCAAAAGAUAUUGGACCGAUUACAGUACUUGGACUCGAUGGAAUAG
This is a messenger RNA of Lodderomyces parapsilosis, 438 nucleotides long. RefSeq lists its product as uncharacterized. Gene Ontology annotation, biological process: protein transport; vesicle-mediated transport. The transcript has a single exon. Lineage: Eukaryota; Fungi; Ascomycota; Pichiomycetes; Serinales; Debaryomycetaceae. The coding region runs from base 1 to 438 and encodes 145 amino acids. Gene Ontology annotation, cellular component: intracellular membrane-bounded organelle. The record is from RefSeq and is a predicted model, not a curated record.